GGUUAACCUUUUCUUUUUUAAAUACACCGGACAAAACAUCAAUGCCUCUUGGCGUAAAUAUAGUCUACCUUUAUUUCAGCAUGGUCUAAACAUUGCAUGCCAGACUCCUUUUGCUUUUAUUAAAUCUUUCAAGGACGUCACUUUCUAUGGCUUGGAUGGAUUGCAUAUGGUCAAAGGAUGGGGAGAGAUGAUAGCCAAAGAGUUUAAAAGGGCAGUCACCUCCCAAUUCUACUUUACUCCCAUUCAGCGCACUCAGAUUACCGAGGCCUUGAGAGUGGAUCGCAUAAGUAUACCCGCAUUUUUCGAUUCCUCUUUUAGGUCACUGUUUGUCAGUGGUAGCUCGUUUCGUCCUGUUGGCUAUAUUGGAUUUCUGUCAUAUAUUGUACCCAUCUUGGCGCACGAAUUUUUCAGCAGCGAUCCCAAAUCUAUGAAUGCACUUGUCUCGUUAGCAACCUUGGCCCUGAUCAGCACGUCGUGUGUGGGGUAUUUUGCUGCAGGAUAAAGUUGAGCUCAGGGAGGCCGUUGACACCUGUAAAAGGUACGUCAUGUUGCUCAAUGCACGCCACGAUUCUGGGGACUCCAACCUUUCUGCCAAACAGCCGCCCAGCAUGCACUACCUCCUCCAUGUUCCUGAUUUUAUCGACGCCAUUGGCCC
Kickxella alabastrina is the source of this 655-nucleotide messenger RNA. RefSeq lists its product as uncharacterized. The record is from RefSeq and is a predicted model, not a curated record. The coding region runs from base 167 to 502 and encodes 111 amino acids. Lineage: Eukaryota; Fungi; Kickxellomycota; Kickxellomycetes; Kickxellales; Kickxellaceae. The transcript has a single exon.